AUGCACCUCUCGGCUUUUCUGGCGACCGUGCUCGGCUUCCAGUUGAUUCCCACCAUGGUGCUCGCCAAGGACAACCCGCACCAGCAUUGCCAAUGCAUCUAUCGCGACACUGGACUCGUGGACGAACGCGCGACAGCACUCGGAUGUGACGACCUCGACCACGCAAACAUGCACGGCGGUGGAGCCUCGCCGAACUGCGCAGCUGAGGAUUUCUGGGGCAUCAGGAACGACUGCUGGCAAUGCAAGUGCGACCAGUAUGUCUCGAACGGGCGUGCAUUGGGUUCGAACUGCUGGAACGCUGAUGGAGGACGGAUCAACAUCCACUGCGGCGGUGUGCCCAACCCUGAUGCUUGUUGA
Zymoseptoria tritici IPO323 is the source of this 357-nucleotide messenger RNA. RefSeq lists its product as uncharacterized. The record is from RefSeq and is a predicted model, not a curated record. The transcript has a single exon. Lineage: Eukaryota; Fungi; Ascomycota; Dothideomycetes; Mycosphaerellales; Mycosphaerellaceae. The coding region runs from base 1 to 357 and encodes 118 amino acids.